AUGGAUUCAGGUUCAGAAUCAUCAGAAGCCGAGGCUUGGGUCGACUUUGAGGACAUGGUUUUUGAUUGGGAUCGGAAUGAAAAAUAUCGAAAAGCGAUCGAAAUUACGGUUCAGAAGGCAAAGAAUGAACAGCACAGGGCAGAUGUUCUCGACAUUGGUAAGUGCUAUCCUUAAAACCAAUUUAUUUACAAGUUUCGGAAUUUAUGUUUUAUUUUGAUCUUUGUUUAGGCUCUGGAUCGGGGCUGCUCUCCUUUUACAGUGCAAAAGCUGAUGCGGACAGUGUCACAGCCUUAGAAAUGGAUCCUGUUAUUUUCGGGACAAGCCGAGACAUUGCGCAGAGAAACAAUCUAACGGAAAAAAUCCAAUUUAUCAACCGGAUAUCAACUGAGUAUGGUACGAUUUAUGAAAUCUAACAUUUUCAUUCUCUAGAAUCUACAUUCAAGUUUAAUGUGCUCGUCUCGGAAAUGGUUGAUUCCGAAUUGAUCGGCGAGAAUCUGAUUACAACCUAUAGGCAUGCUCUGAAGGAAUUGUUGAGCGCAAAAGUCUUGGCAGUUCCAGCCAAAGCCAAUGUUUAUAUCGUCCCUGUCGAGAGUGAUUUUCUCAGACGUUCUUCGGUUAUCCCAAGCCAAAUACGAGAAGAAUGUGUUGGGAAUCAACGAGGAUUAGAAGGCCAAUGGAGUGAACUGUCCGAUGAUUUGAUUAGAGGAGCUGAGAAGACUUUGGUGAAGUCAUUUGAUUUAGCGUCGCUUCAAAGUUUAGCCGAGAGUGAAUCGAUAAGUCUUCGAAUAGAGAUAACCAAUGAUAUGGUCAGUCAAAUUGAUGGGGUUUUGUUCUUCUGGGAGCUUGAUAUGACUGGCGAUGGAUCGAUUAUUAUAAGUACAGAGCCCGGGAAUUCAGCGGUCAGUUUCCAUGCUUGAUUUUAUUUUAUAAUUAAUUUUUUUGUUCCGUUUUGAGGAGUAAAAGAAGUAAUUUAGUGGCGAAACCACUGGCUUCCAAUGCUAUUCCCAUUCAAUGAUCCAAUUAUGGUCCGUCAAUACGACUUUAUACAGAUAACAGCUUCCCAUGAUCUUGUUUCCUUCUGGUUUGAAGCUGAUUUUGAUUCGAAUAGCCUGGGAAAGACCCUGAGGAUACGAAGAGAGUGUUCUUGUGAUUGGCAUUCGAUUGUUUCGCCGUUAACUAUCAAUCGGUGGAAUCAUUAUGAAGGAAUGGACUUUACGGAAACUGCCAUCCAAGUAAGUAGGCUUCAGUUUUGUUUUAUUUUAGUUAUCCCUGGAAAAGAGCAUUCUGGUACUCGGAAGUCACUCCACGCUAUCGUUGCAUCUUAUACAUUCGGCUAAUAUUAUUUAUCACGUGGAUUCAGACUUCAGAUUUCGACAAAAAUUCCAAAAUUCGACUGGAAAGUUAUGUUCAAACCGGAUAAAAAUGGUCGAUAGUACAGAUAAGGUUCCUUUAGACCAAGUGGAGUUGAUUGUUUUCGAUGUUAAUUCGGAUCCUACAGUAUCUCCAAUGGAAUUCGUGAAGAUAUUAAAGAAGAUUCGAGAGGACGCUCCUAAUAUUAGGAUCUUUCCUGAGGCAAGAGAUUUUGUUUUACGGAGGAAUGGCUUAUUGGCCUGAUCGUAUAUUAUGUCGUUUUAUAGAAUCUUCAUCUCCAAGCUAGUCAAAUCAAGUUGGGCGAUCUUUCCAAACGUCGUUCCAAUUAUACAAAAGUGGAUGAAUUCGAUUACACAGACUUUGUUGAGCUCUCAAGGCCCUUACCCAUCGUAUUUGAUCAUCAUCUGGAGCUGUUACCUAUUUGGGAAUACGAAAAUACAAUAAUUUCGACAACAAAGAUUUUCGAUCUGAUUGGUGAAGAAAGGCCCACCGAAAUUGAUCUGAAACUGGAUGAUAAAACAGAUGCGAUUAUUUUCUGGUGGGCCACGGGCGAACUACAGAAAGAUAUGUCCACGAAUUUGGAUGUAGAUGACAAGAAAAUACGAUGGAGAAGGGGUAGCCAACAGUGGAUUCACUUCAGAAGAGACGAUUUGGCCAAGAAUUUAAAUAUUCAGUUUGAUCUGAAGAAAUGGAGAUUCAGAAUUGAAGAGAUCUCCAUUUGA
This is a messenger RNA of Bursaphelenchus xylophilus (pine wood nematode), 2093 nucleotides long. The record is from the annotation of a GenBank genome assembly. NCBI's taxonomy places the organism in Eukaryota, Metazoa, Nematoda, Chromadorea, Rhabditida, Aphelenchoididae.